This is a messenger RNA of Anastrepha ludens (Mexican fruit fly), 2413 nucleotides long. RefSeq lists its product as uncharacterized. Gene Ontology annotation, molecular function: nucleic acid binding. Lineage: Eukaryota; Metazoa; Arthropoda; Insecta; Diptera; Tephritidae. The transcript has 2 exons. The record is from RefSeq and is a predicted model, not a curated record. The coding region runs from base 664 to 1962 and encodes 432 amino acids. Gene Ontology annotation, biological process: DNA integration.
CCGGUCAGAAGUAGGUUCGCAAAUAUCUUGUUCACUUUUGGCUUCGAAAACUCGCGUUGCGCCAUUGAAGCCCAUUUCCAUACCCAGGUUGGAGCUGUUAGCUGCUGUUUUGGGACUUAGGCUGGCAAAUGUUCUUAGCUGUCCAUUACAGUAAACCGCAGAGUAUUCUGGACAGACUCCAAAAAUGUGUUGUUUUGGCUGCGUUCGAGCACAAGAAAAUACCAUCAAUUCGUGGCGCUGAGAAUCGGAGAGAUCCUCGAGAGUUCUGCUGUUAGGGAAUGGAGGUGGCUGCCAUCUGGUGAGAAUAUUGCGGACGAAGGCACUAAAUGGAGCAGCAACCGAGAAUUCGACGACAACCAACGCUGGUUCAGUGGACCUAAAUUCCUACUAGAACGAGAAUCAAGCUGGCCAAUUAUACAAUUUCCAGAUGAUGACGAAGAGACAGUUGAGGUUCUACAGCAUAUAGAUUUCGCUAACAACUCAUUGGGUACGACCGCAGAAAUAACCCCGGAUAUAAAAAGAUUUAGUACAUGGGAGAAGCUUCGCAGUGCGCAUCGAUUUGUUUUACGUUUUCUACGAUUGGUUACGAAGGGAAAGCCACGUUCUCAGUUUCUUCAAAAGCUACUCAACCCAGACAACAUAGAGACAGCAGAGCUUGCAAUUAUGCUUAAUUGUCAAAGCGAGGUGUUCCAUGAAGAGAUCUGUCGUCUGCGUAAUGGUGAGGAAAUUAAUCGAAAAUCUUUUCUUUUCAAGUUCUCCCCAUACUUAGACCAGAUUGGCCUGCUGCGAGUAAAAGGUAGAAUUGAUGCUGCUGAGGGUGUUGCCAUUAAUGUCAAGCGUCCAAUAAUCCUGCCACGCAAGCACGACGUAACGCGACUACUCGUCGACUUCUAUCACCGGAAAUUUCACCACCAUCACAACGAGAUCGUCGUCAACGAGAUGAGGCAAAGGUUCUGCAUCUCCGCCUUAAGAAGGCUGGUAAAAGAAUGUGCUGCAAAAUGUCAAACCUGCCGGAACCGUAGGGCUUCUCCACAACCUCCUCAAAUGGGAGAUCUGCCAAUGGAACGUGUGUCACCUUUUACCAGGCCGUUCACCUUUACAGGGGUUGACUAUUUCGGACCAAUGGACGUUGUAAUUGGCCGCAGGCGUGAAAAGCGGUGGGGUGCUUUAUUCACAUGCCUUACCACCCGCGCAGUUCACAUUGAAAUCUCACCUACUUUAUCUACCGAGUCGUUUUUGCUGAUUUUUAAACAAUUUGUGAGUCGCCGUGGAGUACCGAAGCGAAUUAUAUCGGACAACGGCACCAAUUUUCGCGGUGCUAGUGUACUUCUAGUAAAGGAAAGGAAAUACCCUGAAAUUGAAUGGAUUUUUAUUCCCCCCGCUUCACCACAUAUGGGAGGGUCAUGGGAGCGCAUGAUACGUUCUACGAAAUCGAUUCUAAUGGACAUUCUACCAGAUUCCGGUAUGCGAGAGGAGGUGUUAAGAGCCGUUCUAGCCGACAUCGAAAACAUUUUAAAUUCAAGGCCACUGACGUACGUGCCGCUUGAUUCAGCCGAAGAUGAAGCUCUUACGCCAAACCACUUUCUGACGGGACACUCUAGUGGUAUUCGAGAACUAACAGAUAAUACCAACUCUGGAUCGGCUCUACGGCAAAACUUUAAAAUUUCUAGCCAGUUGGCUGACCAAUUUUGGAGACGCUGGGUUAAGGAGUAUCUCCCCUGUCUUACCAGACGUGCAAAGUGGUAUCAGCCACCAGCAAACCCAAUCAAAUUGAACGACGUGGUGGUCAUCGUAGACGAAAACUCCAAGAGAAAUUCGUGGCCGAAAGGAGUAGUAAUAGAUAUGAAUUUUGGUAAAGAUGGCCAAGCUCGUAGCGCAGUAGUCAAGACAGUAAAUGGAUUAUGUACACGACCGAUAGUAAAGUUGGCGAAAUUGGACGUCGAGGUUGAAAAACGUGGGUAAACGUUAUGCAUAAAACCGCAUAAGAUUUACGAAGGGGGGUGUUGCGAAAGGUUACUUGGCAACCCAUUUCGCAUUUUUUCACCUCUCUGUUUUUCUCAUUCUGCCAAUCAACACUUCGCCAAUCAACAGCUGUCAAAGAGAAGCGAGCUUAACUGUCAAAGAGAAGCAAGCUUUCUUUUCGAUUCUAGACGUUGGCGAAAGCGCAUGGACGCGCGCAUAAACGAUUUUUUCAGCCUUUUCCAAACAGUAAAUAAAUCAUUCCUUAUUUACUGCACCAGAGCUAGAUAAAACGGAAUUCAGCCGCGUCAAACUGCAGUCACCAACAUUCUGAAAAAAUCGUUUUAAAGAGAUUUUCGUUUAAUAACCUGUAAAAAUGGAGGAUGUUUCUAAAGCUGCAUCGCCACGGGGAAACGCGGAUGCUGAUACAAUAAGCGCAGUCGAGGGUUUAUUA